Gasterosteus aculeatus aculeatus (three-spined stickleback) is the source of this 1675-nucleotide messenger RNA. RefSeq names its product transmembrane protease serine 2. Gene Ontology annotation, biological process: proteolysis. The record is from RefSeq and is a predicted model, not a curated record. Gene Ontology annotation, cellular component: membrane. Lineage: Eukaryota; Metazoa; Chordata; Actinopteri; Perciformes; Gasterosteidae. Gene Ontology annotation, molecular function: serine-type endopeptidase activity; protein binding.
AACACUUUGACAGUGGACACGGGCGUCUUUUUCUUCAUAAAUGUUUGAUUGGAAUAUUGCAGGAGGACAUUUUUCAGUUAAACAGAAUGAUCCAAAAUCCGUACGUGGACUCGGGUCCUGGUUCCAUCCGAGAAGAUCAGUGGAUGAACCUUUCUCCACUCAGCCGCUCAGAUGUGAAGCCUCAGUUUGUUCAUCGCGUGGCCUUGAAACCUCCACCUGAGAUCGGCCCCACGCGCAAAAGUGUAAAACAGAGGUGUGUGAGGACCACCGUGGUGGCUGUGAUCUGCCUGCUGCUCCUCCUGCUGGUGGCCGGGGUCCUCCUCGCUUAUUACCUGUCCUCGUCCUGUGUGCACGGGAUGCGGUGUGCCGACGGGAGCUGUGUGUGGAGGUCCCAGUGGUGUGACGGGGUGACGGACUGUCCUGCAGGCCGGGAUGAAGCCGACUGCGUGAGGCUGCACGGCUCCGGCUUCCUGCUGCAGAUCUACUCCACCCAGAGUGGAACCUGGAGGACGGUUUGUUCACAUGGCUGGACCGAGCGGCAGGGGAGGGCCAGCUGCCGGCAGGUCGGCUACAGCAGCGGCACGUAUUUUAAAUCGGGCCAACAGACGGCUGAUUCGGGGGACGGCUACUUGAUGGCUAAGCCUGACUUUGACCCCGAGGCCUCCAUCCUGCAGCAGCUGGUGCUCAGCAAUACCUGUCCCAACAACAGUGCAGUGACGUUGCGUUGUACCGAUUGUGGGCGCAGGGUGAACUCCAGCAGGGCCCCCGGGGGGGGCCAGUCACCCCCGCCGGGGGCUGCCUGGCCGUGGCAGGUCAGCCUGCAGGCUUCUGGCUCCCACCGCUGUGGAGGAGCCGUCAUUGCCCCCUACUGGGUAGUGACCGCGGCGCACUGUGUGGCCAGGGACUCGAACCCUGCCGACUGGGCGCUGUACGCCGGGAUGGUGGAGCCACUGGACACGCUGUUCAACCCUGCGUACCGCGUGAGCAGGGUCAUAGCCCACGAAGGCUUCGACUGGGUCACUCGCAGGAAUGACAUCGCCCUGAUGAAGCUCUCUGAACAUCUGGACUUCACAGCAUCCAGUAAUAUCAGACCUGUGUGCCUCCCAAAUGUCGGCGUCAGCAUCAGUGCUCCUCAGAGAGGCUGGAUCACCCAAUUCAACCGCACGCUGUAUGGAGACUCUGGCUCCCUCCACCUGACGGAGGCUCGCGUCUCCCUCAUAAGCACCGCGGACUGCAACAGCUCGCUGGCGGACCAGGGCGGGAUAUCACGGGACAUGUUGUGCGCCAGAGAGACGCAGGCGGUGGCCAACAUGUGCCGUGCGGACAGCGGCGGCCCUCUGGUGUCCCUGCAGGACGGAGCCUGGUGGCUCGUAGGAGACCGUGUCCGGGGGGGGCGCUGCACGGAGCACAACAAACCAGGAGUUUACGGCAACGUCACCUACUUCCUGGACUGGAUCCACCAUCAGAUGAGGAAGCAUCGAGAUGACUGAGGAGGAAAGGACCGAAGAUGAAGCAUCUAACAUGUUGUUUCAGAUUCUCUGUGUUUUCUACAUAAUAUUACGGUUCUUUUUUCGAUGGCUCAAAUUCACAGAAGAAUCAAUAAUCUUUAAGAAUUAUCUCAUAACGGUUUGUGUUUUUCCAUGUAUUUGUCAUUAAAGCCUUUGUAAAUAUGGUU